AUGGAAAGGAAGGGGUUGGAGGAUGGAGUGGGAUACAUCAAGUGUUAUCAACUGGACACUGCUCAAGCAAAGGAGCAAUGUACAUACUUGUUUCCAUCAGGAGAGAGUUGGAGAAUUACCAAGAUCUUCAUUACACAUCUUCAUGGAGACCAUUUCUUUGGCCUUCCUGGCCUCCUCUGCACCAUCAGCCUGCAGAGUGGCUCCAUGGUCACCAAACAGCCUAUUGAAAUCUAUGGCCCUGCAGGGCUUCGGGACUUUAUCUGUCGAACCAUGGAACUCUCUCACACUGAGUUGGUCUUCCCUUAUGUGGUCCACGAGCUGGUGCCUACAGCAGAUCAGUGUCCUACAGAAGAACUGAAAGAAUUUGCACAUGUGAAUAGAGCAGACAGCCCUCCCAAAGAGGGACAAGGAAGAACUAUCGUACUGGACUCAGAAGAAAACUCAUACCUUCUGGUUGAUGAUGAACAGUUUGUUGUAAAGGCAUUUCGCCUCUUUCACCGAAUUCCCUCCUUUGGGUUUUCAGUUGUGGAGAAGAAACGCCCAGGUAAACUCAAUGCACAGAAACUGAAAGACCUCGGUGUUCCUCCAGGUCCUGCCUAUGGGAAGCUGAAAAAUGGAAUUUCUAUUGUUCUGGAAAAUGGAGUUAGAAUUUCUCCCCAAGAUGUCUUAAAAAAACCGAUUGUUGGAAGAAAAAUCUGCAUUUUGGGUGACUGUUCUGGGGUUGUGGGUGAUGGAGGAGUGAAGCUGUGCUCUGAAGCAGACCUGUUGAUCCAUGAAGCGACCCUGGAUGACACCCAGAUAGACAAAGCAAAGGAGCACGGCCACAGCACGCCACGGAUGGCAGCAGCGUUUGCAAAGCUGUGCCAGGCAAAGAGGCUGGUUCUGACUCACUUCAGUCAGAGGUAUAAACCAGUUGCCUUGGCCAGAGAAGGAGAAACAGAUGGGAUCGUGGACCUGAAAAAGCAAGCUGAAUCAGUGUUAGAUCUCCAAGAAGUGACUCUAGCAGAAGAUUUUAUGGUGAUUGGCAUUCCGAUCAAGAAGUGAAAGCAGUGUUCCUGAAUGUGUCCUGACUUGUCUGUGGUCCAUUACUGACCAACAGUCAAGUCCAAAAUUAUUUGGGUCCUAAUUAUCCUGACAAGGAUAGAGCCACAUUGCUGAACUGACUCAGCCAUGAGAGGGAGCAAGCUUUUUGAUAAAUCAUUUUAAAAAGAAAAAAACCCCAGCAUUCUUCUUAAAAGGCCAAACUUGACAUGGUCGGUUACUCAGACCCACGUUGUGUCUUGUGGCUGCUGCCUCAGGUAGAAGCUGGUACCCUGUGCUGCCUGGGUUUAGCUUCUGCCGAACUUCACAAAGUACACGGGGCUCGUCCUUCCUGGCUGAAAAUGGUAUUUUAGCAGUCUGUUGAAUCUGCUCAUGUUAUUAACAGAAUAGAAAUAUAAUGAGAUAUUGGACAUGCAGGAUUGAAGUUGGCAUGUUAAAUCUUGAAUUCUUUACUGGAAAACUGAAUGCAUGAUCAGGCUAGUUGUUUAUCCUUCAAUUAAUAUUUUAUUGAAUUUUCUGGUUUGGUUUAAACCUGUGGUUUUCAGCUAGGGGGUGUACCACUCCCCUAGACAGCAUUUUGAAACUGUAGAUAUGUUUCUUGUCAAAGUGACUGAGGGGGGAAGCGGGACCACAGGGAGUAGUACUGGAAUUUAGUAGGGGCUAAGGAUGCCUGAUCCUAUGAAGUUGGGUCAAUCCUAUACAAUAAGGAAUUCUUUCAACCCAAAAUGGAAGUUGCAGGCCUAUUGUGAUGCACAACAAGUUAGAACUUAUACUCCCAUUGUGAAUAUGUUUUAUCAAAAUUAGUGACAUAAUGAGUUGAACUAAUAGGUAAGUCAGAUUCUCCAACAAAUCCUAAAGAACUAGCUAAAUAAAUAAGUUGAAAUUGGAAUGUCAUGUCAGAUAUUAUUUGACACAAAUGAACCAUGAGCCAGAGCUUAUGAAUUUGGAGGUAAAGAAAUGGUAUCUAUUAGACUGAAGUUUAAUUUGUGAGUCCCAAUUAAUAAUUCUUUGAGCACAAUUUUAAUCAGUUUUCUUUCUAGAAUAGCUUUUUCUUCUGAGCUGUCUGCUACCUCUCUUCUGUCUGCCAUGGGGUAUCUGACUCGUUUGUCUCACUAUAUUUCUCAAAAUGUGUUACCUGGAAAGCUAGUCUCAAGUACUGAUUCACUCAGAAGAGUUUCCUAAUCAAAUCAGUUUAUGGCUAUGUGUCCCUCUGGGAAUGUCUGAUUGCCCAUUGAUACUUAAAAAUGGUACUGCUUGAGUGAUCAUAAAUCAGGCUUUGGUGCCAGAAAGACCUGAUCUCAGAGUCCCAUUCUGUACUUUAUGGUGGUACCUAUGUGGUCUGGAGCAGAUUACUCUAUCUGAGCUUCAAACUGUUCAUUCUAAAAUGGAAAAAAAAGACCUUCCUCAUAGGAUCAUUUUGAAGAUUAACUAAGACAGUUCUUAGGAAGCAUAAUGAUUUGCAUUGAGAAUCCUGCAUAUAGAGGCCUGUCGACUACUGAAUCCCUUUCUCAGUCUUGUUUCAUCAUAUAAUUUCUGUUAACAUCUCAAGAACCUAAAGACUUUAUAUUAAACAUAUUUAGAACUAUUGUCAUGGUAUAUACUGUUAAAUUCCUUUGGGUUCUGGGGCUUUUUUAGUAAAAAAAAUGUUGACUCCUGGAUGGUUCUUGAAUUCCUAGAAUAGCAAUAAUCAUGAUGGGUCUAGUUAUUCAAGACCUCGGUCAUUCUGAAGCAGUCUCCAGAAUCAUCUGAUUCUGGCCUAUUCUAGUUCCUUGGCUCACCAAAGCAACCAAGUUUGACCAGACUUUAAGUGUAUCUUGAUUUCUGAACUCAAUUCAAACAAGCAUUUAUCAGACAGUUAUUGUGUGCCCAAACCUGUACAAGAAGGAAUGGCUAGUACUAGUACCUCUACUGCAUGGAGUUCUUAAGGGCAGACUGUAUCUUAGUUACCUCCACAUUCUUGGAAAUACCUACCCAUAGUAAGCACUCAGAAAUGUUUGUUGAAUGAAAUAAGACUUUGAUACCAUUUCAUACCAUGUGCAAACUUUAGGGCCUGUGCCUAGCCGAUUUCAUUACUGUCUUUGUCCAAAAAAAAAAAUACUCCAAGUUGGUAGUAUCCCAUUCACUGAGAACCAACUACUUAGUUUAAUAAAGCCAGGCUUUACUGUGUUGGAAGUAUGUAAAUGAAUAUAAGAAAAUUCCAGGCUCACUAAGUGUUAGAGACACAUAAGUAAAUUUAAGUAUGUGCACUUCCUUCAAAUGUUCUAAUUUUGUAGCCUAGCACUCAGUUUUUGCUAUUCCUGAUUAUUAUUUGGUAGCUAACUUGAGCUAUGCCCUGAGAAUCAGGCUCUAUUAAUAUAUGUGGGCUAAGCCUUCAGAGACCAUGGGAAUGUGGGAACAAAUUGACAUGUUGGAGCAAUCAGGUGUAGGGGGUCAUUCCAUGGUGAGAAUUCUUUCUUGGACUUUUUAUUCUAGCCUAGAAUUUGUUCUUAAUGGUAGGACACACUAAGAAUUUGUGGAGCUAGGAUUAAGAAUGAUGCUUACAUUGGACUUCCCAGAGCCUGUAAUCUGCUCAUGGUUGUAUAACUCUAAGAGGGGAUUAGAAUAUAUACUGUGUCCCAAAUUUAUUUGAUCACCGAAUUCUCUUCUGCCAAGGAACAUCUUGGAACACUGAGAAAUGCUGUUCCUUAAUACUUCUCAAAGUUUUUUAUGUUUUUUUACCUGCAUAAUUGAGGUGAUGAAUAGAUAGGAUCUAUACUUAGUAUAGUAUUUUCUUUGUUCUAAACUGACACUGAAUUGCCAGGAAUGCAUAGCACUUUCCAGUUCUCAAAUGUGUUUAGACUUGCCCAAAUAGACCGCAAAAUCAAUUCUAUUUAUGAAUACAUGUCUAAUUAGUUCAUAAAAGCAAUGCAUACUUGGUAGAGAUUUUUUUGUAAAGAUUGAAGGAAAGAGCUGCUUCUGCAUGAUUCUGGUCCAGUAGUCCUCAUACCGAGGUAUGAAUCAUUACUCAAGGUAUCACAUAGGUGGACAAGGGUAUGUUAAUAGACAGAUUCCUAGGCCCUGAUACUAAAGACUUUUAAUUCAGUAGGUCUGAGGUAGAAUCCAAGAAUCUGCAUUUUUAAUAAGCCCCUCAGGUGAUUCUGAAGUAUAUCGGUGGCAGACUCUGGGAGAAAAAACUGUCUUUUUUCUAUGCAUUAAAAAAUGGGGGUAUGUAUAGAUAUUUUAUAUAUAUGUAAACAUGUUUGUAUAUGUGUAUAUAUUUAGCACACAUGCCUAUUUUUGUGAGUAGGUUGACUUCAACUUUUUCUCAUUUAACAUUAUGAGCAUUUUCCCAUGACAUUAACUGUUCUUUGAAAGCAUGAAUGAUUUAAUGAUUUUAUAUUCUAUUCUUUAGAUAGAAUUUAACUAUUUCCCUACUUUUGGGGCAUUGAGAUUGUUUUUUAUAAAUAAUACUAUUCAUGAAUAUUCCUGGCUAUAAAUCUUUGUAUCUCUGAGUAUUUCCUAAAGAUUGGUUUCUCUGAAGGUCAAAACAUCUGACUUAUUUUUUUAGACUCUGGAUAAGAAUCGCCUACUUGUUUUCUAGCUCACAUUCAGCAGCAGCAAGAGAGAGGCCUGUAUCUACUUCAUGGAUAGAUGAUACAGAAUAUCAUCAAAUUAUGACCUGACAUGUCUCUUCUUCGAGGCAUUUGUCUUAUGAAGAUUAUUUUUGCCUCCUUGUGCAAUUAAUUUUAUUAUGUCUUGCAACUAGCACAUAUAAUUCAACUGUGAUUUCCUUGAAUGUUACGCCAAUUUAAGAAUUUGUCAGUGUUUACUUAAAGGGGUAAAAAUCCUCACUGCCUCAAAUAUGUUCAUGACAGAUGUACAGUGAAGGUACUUUUGUCUUCACAAAGGUAUACAUUUGUAGUGAAAUGUACCAGUUCUGUCUUUACUAAUUGAUGGAUUUUUCAAGUAAUAAAAGUAUUUUUUCUUAUCUGAGAAGAAUAAAAAGGAAAUUGUG
Messenger RNA from Manis javanica (Malayan pangolin), 5035 nucleotides. NCBI's taxonomy places the organism in Eukaryota, Metazoa, Chordata, Mammalia, Pholidota, Manidae. The record is from RefSeq and is a predicted model, not a curated record.